Molecule: messenger RNA, 378 nt
Organism: Prunus armeniaca (apricot)
Lineage: Eukaryota; Viridiplantae; Streptophyta; Magnoliopsida; Rosales; Rosaceae
Source: the annotation of a GenBank genome assembly
AUGGCUUUCUACAAUACAAUAAAACACCUUGUAAGCCUCAUUGCCCUAUUCUAUGUAGCUGGAGCAGUGCUAAAAAAUUUGACAGCACAAAGUUGUGGCUGUGCCCCAGAGAUAUGUUGUAGCCAGUAUGGCGACUGCGGCAGCAGCGAUGGUUACUGGGGCCAGGGUUAUAAAAAAGGCCCUUGUACUAGCAGCGGUGGCAGCACAACUACCACACCAAGGACCAAUGUUAGUGGUGGUUCGUCGGUGGCUGAUAUUGUAACCCCAGAAUUCUUCAACAGGAUCAUUAACCAAGUGUUUAAGCCUAGUUUUUACGUAUCCAAAAUUAAAGCUAAUUGGUCCAAGUACAUGAUUUGGGCUUUAAUUGUACAAGUGUAA